Schistosoma turkestanicum is the source of this 228-nucleotide messenger RNA. Lineage: Eukaryota; Metazoa; Platyhelminthes; Trematoda; Strigeidida; Schistosomatidae. The record is from the annotation of a GenBank genome assembly.
AUGAAGUUUGAAAGUCAAGAAAUAGCUAAUGCAAAUCCUUUUAGUAUCAUAGAUUUGAGAUUAUUCAAUUUCAUAGCUCAUAUACUUUUACAACAACUUUCAUCAUCAACACCUGUACGAAUUAAACAAAGCAUUGAAGUGAUUGCGGUCACUUUAAGUCAUCCAUACACACUGCAUGGUUUGUCAAGGCCUGUGACUGGUCCACCACUUACACUCAAUGUUCAAUGA